AUGGGCCACGAUACUAACAACAUCUCAUUAAGAGAAAUAUUCUCCUCUCCACACACAGAUCUUCUCUUAGCAAUGGAAUACAUGCAUGAACACCCAUCCAUAGGUGUCUGGCAAUACAUAUGCAAUAGAAUUAGAUACUCUGAUCCUCAGACCCACUACUUGCCGCAACUUGUUCAUGUAUUUCUCCACAGUAAAGACAGGGUGUCCAGUAAACCAAUCCACAACCUUCUGAGACAUUGGGCAGCCAGAGACAAGGGUUUUUGCUGUGCAUUGUACUUCCAUUUAAGAAGUGCUCUUGAAAGCACCAAUGACAUAAGGUCCAUAUCCUGCUACUUUUUGAUCUGCGAUAUAUUUGAAAUGGAAAGAAAGAGAAUGUGUAGAAACACAAAGAUCCUAGAAAUACAGCAUAAAUACAGGAAAAAAAUAGGCAGAACUUUCUGUGUACCUGCCUCAAGAAAAGGAUAUCCCCCCCUCAAAGGAAUCCUUCUAUUUUUUGUGAAGUCUGUGUCAUGGAUAGCUAAUCCAAAGCUUUUCAGAAGAAUUUGCAAAUAUGAGGAGAUGUUUCUGGAAACAAGAAACGUAUACAAUAUAAAUGUGAAGAAGGAUCUAAGGUUUGGAAAUGCAUUUGACGGAUGGGGGAUAGAUGCAAAUGUUUCGUUUCUCGAGUCACUCGUUGAGAUCCCCAACAGGCUCAAGAAGCUUCCAAGGCACUUGAGAGAAAAGGGAUUAGAGAUGGAGAUCAAACUGUUAAAUCACAAUCUACCUGCAAGAGUAUCCCUUCCGUUCCACUCAAAGAGAUUUGUGCUAACUGCCAGGAUAGAGGAGUCCUUUCUUCUGGAUUCUGCCGAAAACUCCCCAUUUCUUGUUGUAUUUGAAACCGCAUUGGAGGUGCCAAGAAAAAGCUGUGAAAAAGAAGAGAUAAAGGAUGCCCUAUUUCUGAAGCAGCAGCUGGAUGCAGUCAGUGGGCUUUCUUCAUUAAGCGAGAUACAUGUCGUCAAGGAGAAUGUGAUGGCCUCCAUAGAAAAGAUCCUAAUGACCAAAAGAUAUGAGGAUGCCCCCCUUGAUCAUUCCCUAGAUGCUGUGGCUUUGCAGAACAAUGAAGAAAAAAAGGAGCAACACCUUGAUGAUAUCUGUAUUAGAAAGAAGGCGUCAAGACAUGGCAGAGACAAUGGGAUUCUUCUUAUGAACUCCAGGUCGUAUUCUGCAGGACAGCUAGGACAAGGAUACACCCCUAUUUCUUUAUCCAAGGAAAAAGAAAACCCAAGCACACAGACUGGAUAUAGACGCCAUAACGGGUGGAUACUUAAGAAGGCAGAGCUCAAGAGAACUUCUUUGUUCAAUAGGGAGAUCGGAUGGUGUGCAGAAUCCAUAAUUGUUAAGACCGGGGAAUCCUUAAAACAAGAACUGAUGGCCCAUCAGAUUCUACUUGAGAUGAGGAAGAUCUGGAAGGAGGAGAACAGCCCUCUGUGGGUUAAUCCAUACCAGAUCUACCUUGUAAACGACACGAGCGGGAUAGUCGAGACUGUGGUCGAUGCCACAUCAAUACAUAAGAUAAAGAAGAAGAUGAUGUCUGAAAAUAAGAAUUACUCUCUGAAGAACUACUUUGUGGAGUCCUUUGAGCUGAAUAGUGAGAAGUACAAGAGUUGCUUGAGAAACUUUUUAUAUUCUCUUGUGGGAUAUUCAUUAGCUACAUACAUUCUUCAGGUUAAAGACAGGCACAAUGGAAAUAUAAUGAUCGAUGAGCAAGGGCAUAUUGUCCAUGUUGAUUUUGGAUUUAUAAUGGGAAGCCAUCCUGGAUUCUAUUGUGUUGAGGCAGCGCCAUUCAAAUUCUCGAAAGAGUAUCUUGAACUUCUCGGAGAUCUUAUGGAUGAAUUCAAGAGCCUAUUUCUUCAAGGGUACAUGGCACUGAGGAAGCAUAGCAGUCGACUCUUUAGGAUUAUGGAAACGAUGCCUGGAAGCUUGGCCGUAGAAUGUUUCAAUGGAAGAGAAGUCCAGAAUUUCAAGGACAGAUUCCGGAUGGAUCUUAGCGAGGAGAGGAUCGAGGAGCAUGUGACAUACCUGAUAAAUAAGAGCCUUAACAGUAUGGGUACGGGUUUAUAUGACUCUUAUCAAUAUUUUUCAUAUGGAUAUCUUUAA
Molecule: messenger RNA, 2136 nt
Organism: Encephalitozoon romaleae SJ-2008
Lineage: Eukaryota; Fungi; Microsporidia; Unikaryonidae
Product: phosphatidylinositol-4-kinase catalytic subunit
Exons: 1
Coding region: 1-2136 (711 amino acids)
Biological process (GO): phosphatidylinositol phosphate biosynthetic process; phosphatidylinositol-mediated signaling
Cellular component (GO): membrane; cytoplasm
Molecular function (GO): 1-phosphatidylinositol 4-kinase activity
Source: RefSeq, a predicted model, not a curated record